Enterobius vermicularis (human pinworm) is the source of this 501-nucleotide messenger RNA. The record is from the annotation of a GenBank genome assembly. NCBI's taxonomy places the organism in Eukaryota, Metazoa, Nematoda, Chromadorea, Rhabditida, Oxyuridae.
GAUUACAAGGAGUUCCAGUCCAGCUUUGCCAGUCGUAUCGAUGAUGAAAUGUCGUCGUUUGCACUAACCCCACAAAUAGCCGACGAAGCACUUCCGGAACUAGUGGCUCAGUUACUGACAGCAAACUGGCCGAGAGCUCACGCUCGUUCUAAUUUUGAAUCUAAUGAAAUUUUGUUUCAAAUAAUCACGCAACUAAAACGUUGGAUAAUGGCGAUCACUGAUGAAGUAUUUAUUGACGAAGAAGACACAAAUAUGAUGUCCCGUUGUGCUCAGGGUUUAGCAGAAAUAUGCAGUUAUGGAAAAAGAAGGUUUUGGUUGAAGUGGCCAGAAUUACUGGACGAAAUUUAUUCGGCUGCAGAAGAUGUGCUAACUUCUAAUACACAACUCUCUAGGGGUGCUAAAUCAUCUUUACUAAAAACAAUGAUACAUAUGCCGGAGUGGACGAAACGUGACACUAAAUCAACAAUUAACGUCAGUACGCAAACACCUUCUCUUUACUAA